Penicillium manginii is the source of this 1311-nucleotide messenger RNA. Its product is annotated as Zn(II)2Cys6 transcription factor domain-containing protein. The transcript has 3 exons. NCBI's taxonomy places the organism in Eukaryota, Fungi, Ascomycota, Eurotiomycetes, Eurotiales, Aspergillaceae. Gene Ontology annotation, molecular function: DNA-binding transcription factor activity, RNA polymerase II-specific; zinc ion binding. Gene Ontology annotation, biological process: regulation of DNA-templated transcription. The record is from RefSeq and is a predicted model, not a curated record. Bases 1 to 1311 code for a protein of 436 amino acids.
AUGAAGACUGGCACUUUAACAGCUGUGUCAAAACGCAAGACGCGGAGUGGCUGUCUGACGUGCAAAUCUCGGCGUGUCAAAUGUGACGAGACCAAGCCAUCAUGCUUGCGUUGUAUCGCAACAAAACGAAUUUGCGAGGGUUAUUCAAAUCCCCCGCAGCAGGCCCUGUCAUUCGACUCUUUAACUGACGACGAACGUCGAGCGUUCCUCCUCUUCCGCAGUCGAACUGCCCAUCGAAUAUUUGGCCACCGCGAUGUGGAGGACUGGCUUCCCACGCUACUGCAAAUUGGUCACAGCGAGGCCCCAGUUAAGCAUGCCAUUACUGCAUUGGCAUCGCUUCAUGAGAGUUUGGAACCCGGGAAUGCUUCUACCUCCAUACGUCGAUCAGGGAAAAACGCUGAGAUCUCAGCACAAAUGUUGGCAUUGAAACACUAUACAUCUGCAAUCAAGUCCGUGCAAACAGAAUCGCCCAACAUGUCCCAUCGACCGGACAUUGUCCUUACCCUCUGUAUUCUUUUCAUUUGUUUCGAGCAAUUCCGAACUGGCGAUGCUGCUUGUCUCCUCCACCUUAGGGCAGGUUUUAAACUACUGUAUUGGUGGAGGUGCAACACUGCGACAUACGGGAAACUACAAGAGUACUCUCGAACAACCCUCGACUUCGUCAAUAAUAAGAUCACCCCGAUCCUGCAGCGGUUGCGCGUGCAAUUCUCUCUAUGCAUGGACUCUCGGCAUGCGUUGAAAGAUCUCGGCGUUCCCCUUUGCCUACCGCUUCCGACAAUUCCAUCGACAUACAGCUCCCGAAAUUCUGCCCGUUUGGACUUUGACCGAGUGAUGAAUCAUGUCUUCUCAUCUUCAGAGCGUGGUAUACCCACGAUAUAUCAAGCUCCAAGACGAGCCCCUAGCACUGUUUUACGCCAGUGGAAGAGUGCUCUUGACUCCUCUCAAUUCUCCGGAGAGUCUUCAGUAUUGCAAGACUGCACAAUCAAGCUCUUGAAUCUUUACUACCACAUUUCAAUAAUCAUAGCUGAGACAUACUUCUCCCAGAGUGAAAUGAUAUUUGACAACUAUCUCGGUCACUUUCAAACCGCUGUCGAACUCGCCGAGAAUAUCAGUAGAUCGUGGCAAGAUGAACCGCAGAACUUUAGUCUGAUUUUCAGCUUUGACCUUGGACUCACCCCACCUCUAUUUCUUGUCGCUUCCCGAUGCCGCCACCCUCUAAUCCGACGAAGGGCCGUGAAUAUGAUGCUCCACUCCCCCUCUAUCAAGGAGCUUGGAAAGAUCGAUACUCCGGCCUAUGUGCGCAACGAAUAA